GAGUUAGCGAAUAAGGCCCCAGUACCCUUAUUCGCUAACUUUCGGAUUUUCAGCUGUCAACUGGCCUCAGUUGUCAACCGAACUUUGAUGUCAACUGACAAUUCCAAAACAUCGGUAUUUAGUAUCGCAUGAAGUGGACAUCAGUGGAUAUCUUUUCACGGUGCUUAACGUAAAAACUAUGGUGACUAGCAGGGGUACUCUUGACAACUCUAGUUUUUAUCGACUAUUAUACUGCUAAGGUGGAAAUACCUUAUUAGCAUUACAUUACUACGUUUGAGAGAACGCUUUAUUUUCAACGUGUUAUACAUUUAAAAACAAUCUGUCUCGGUAAAAUUCAGUAUUUGCUUUCUAUUGUGUGUGAACUUGGUGUCUAAAGUUCCGUGUGGUUGAACAAUAUUUUAACUGAGAACAUUGUUUAAAAUGCCAGGACGCAGGAAAGUGUCACUGAGGCAAAUGGAGCUGCUUCUAGAGUUUGCGCAUUCCCAUCGCGACAUAGCGUUGGGCCGCUUUCCGCCAGGUCCUCAGGGAGUGCGGGACACUCGAGAAGCAUGGCGGUCGAUUUCGGUGGCACUUAACUGUGUCGGCAGCGGAGCCACUAAAACGCCGGACCAAUGGCGCCGAUAUUGGAUAGAGUUCAAAGCAAAAACAAAAGGAAAAGCUGCAGACAUGCGGAGGAGCACAUCUGCGACUGGUGGAGGCCCUAACAGGCUGGUCCCUCUUAACUAUAUAGAGGAAAAGGUGCUGGCUUUGUUAGGCCCUGUUGUGGUUGAGGGAUUGCCUGGUGUGCGCUUGCCCAUUGAUAUAUUGUCACUUGGUGACCCACCAACUUCCCAGCCAUCGAUGUCUGGAGCUGUGGCUGUACACACCUCACAGCCUCCGGUGCCUCCUAAGCCCUCAACCUCUACUUAUGAUGAGCAGAUAAUGGAGGUUGAAUGGCUUGACGACAGCCUUCUAGAGGGGACACAGCCUGUGGAGCAGAUGCCUGCUGCAGAGGCUGUGGAGCAGAUGCCUGCUGCAGAGGCUGUGGAGCAGACGCCUGCUGCAGAGGCUGUGGAGCAGACGCCUGCUGCAGAGGCUGCGGAGCAGACGCCUGCUGCAGAGGCUGUGGAGCAGAUGCCUGCUGCAGGGGCUGUGGAGCCCACACUAUCCAGUGAGGCUGCUAUUAGGAAUUCUGAGAGAGAUGGUCCACAAUGUUCAACCCCGAGCCAGCGUCAACGACCACGACGAGCGAAUGUUCGCAGAGAGGAGUCAAUACCUCGUUGGGCCUAUGACCUGGAAUUGAGGAGAAUAGAGGUGGAGACCCGACUCACAGAAGCAGUGGAGGGGAUGCUUGGGGUUUUAAGAGACAUUCGGGACGACUACCGCCGGCAAACAAACCGGGAAUGAUUACCUACUGCGUUGGUCUAGUUGUCGUUCCGAAUGUUGCAAACAAUGUAUCCUCCGCGGCCCCCCCCUCUAUCUUUUGGGUCCAAUGUUUAAAAACGUCAGCGGUUUUACCCAUGCCCAUAGGACCCCUUGUAAGUGGAUGUCUACACCCUACGUUGUGAUUGUUAAUUAGUUUUUAUAUUAAAAAAGAUUUUAAUUAGAAUAAUUAUUAUUAAGUGAAAUUUUAAAUAAUGUUGUACCUUUUAUUCUAAGAAUAAAUAGCGUUUAUAAGA
Messenger RNA from Helicoverpa zea (corn earworm), 1658 nucleotides. RefSeq lists its product as uncharacterized. The record is from RefSeq and is a predicted model, not a curated record. The transcript has 6 exons. Bases 421 to 1386 code for a protein of 321 amino acids. NCBI's taxonomy places the organism in Eukaryota, Metazoa, Arthropoda, Insecta, Lepidoptera, Noctuidae.